This is a messenger RNA of Ilex paraguariensis (yerba mate), 1490 nucleotides long. The record is from the annotation of a GenBank genome assembly. Lineage: Eukaryota; Viridiplantae; Streptophyta; Magnoliopsida; Aquifoliales; Aquifoliaceae.
UGUCUCUCUCUCUCUCUCUCUCCGUGUAGUUUAGGGUUUGUUUCUGCUUAGUUGCCAUGGAUGAUUCCGACCAUAGCAAGCUGUUUGUGGGAGGAAUUUGUUGGGAUACGACUGAGGACACGCUAAGAGAACACUUCGGUCAGUACGGGACUGUUAUUGGUUGUGUGGUCGCCAAAGAUCGAAACUCGGGAAGCCCUAGAGGGUUUGCUUUUGUCUCCUUCUCGGACUCAGAUGCUUUGAAUAAAGCACUUGAAGACACCCAUGAAAUUCUUGGUAGAACGGUAGAGGUGAAAAAAGCCAUACCGAGAAGUGAACAACACCAAAACCAACAACAGAGUAGAUGGUUGACUAGAAACAGUAGAAGUAGUGGUAGGAGCAGUGAUCAAUUUAGGACUAAGAAGAUUUUUGUAGGGGGAUUAUCAGCUAAUCUAACUGAAGAAGAGUUCAAGAGUUACUUUGAGAAGUUCGGUAGGAUAACAGAUGUAGUUGUGAUGCAUGACAACGUUACCCACAGGCCAAGGGGUUUUGGGUUUAUAACUUUCGAUUCUGAGGAUGCUGUUGAGGAUGUUAUGCAGAAGAACUAUUAUGAGUUGAGUGGCAAGCUUGUGGAGGUCAAGAGGGCUGUCCCAAAAGAGGGAAAUAACAACAAUAGCAGUGGUUAUAAUGCGAGAGCGGGUACGGGAAGAGGUUCUAACUCCAACAGUUAUCAGCAAGUUAAUUAUGCACCUUAUAGUCCUAGGUACGAGAUGCUUCCCGGUUAUGGACCUGUUUUUGGGUACGGGGGUGUUACAGGGUAUUACGGAGCAGGAGUCCUUGGGGCUGGUUACCCUACUGGAGCAUACGGUGGUAUUGGCUACGGGAUUGCUCCAGUUGCACCUAGAAGCCCAUGGAAUGGUCCCGCAAUGGUUGGUGUUCGGGGAAGUCUCUUGCCUUGUGGUAGUGCUGCUACUGUUUAUCCUGCCUACUUGAAUGGUGGGGUGGGUAUGAUAGCCAAUGGUUAUAGUGGGAUUUUGGGAGCGGGAGGUAAUGAAAAACCUAGUCAAAUUGGUGGUGGGGAGGCACAAGUGACAGCUGAUAUGAUGCCUACUCAGAUUGAUAGGGGCUGUGUAGAUGUAGUUUCUUCGGGUUCAGGUGGAAGCUAUGGUGCUGCUUCAAGCAAACAGAACCAAAGAGAUAUUGAUGGGCGAUUUAGGGCCUACCCUGCGGGUAGUUCUAGCUGACUAUUUUGCAAGCCUUGUCUGGUCAUAGACAGGUUAGUAAAUUCUUACACUUCUGGGGUGGGCUGUUUCACUACCAUAGUUCAGAUGUCCUUUCUUUAGAGGUCUUUUAUUUUGUUCCAAAGAUGUUGCUUGUUAUGUGUCAUUUAGUUCAAAUAAGUUACGCGUACAGGAUCUGUCUUCUGUAAUAUAAUUCUUCGAGAUGAAUUUGUCUCUUUGUUUUUUUUCUUAUUCAUAAUUGGGUCACAUUGCAAGUAACUUUGGGAUAUGAAG